GAGGAAGUGACCACAGAAAAAUAAGAAAAGCUCCACUUCAGAUUCAUGAAGAUGUGGCUUUGAACUGCCCUGGACCAAGUGGAUUGUUCAUCUUUCAAAAUUCAUGCUGUUUGGUUUUGUUCCUGGAACUAAUUGACCUCUGGAUUCUAGCUGCUGUUUUCUCCCCCCACCUUUUCCUCACAAUGAGUGGUGUUUUCUCCUACUUGGACCCCCGGCGGAUCCAAUGGGGUGCCACAUGGUAUGCCAUGCACUCAAGAAUCCUUCGCACCAAACCAGUAGAAUCCAUGCUGGAAGGCACAGGCACGACCACCCAUGGAACAAAACUGGCCCAGGUGCUCACAACCAUGGAUUUGGUUUCUUUAGGUGUUGGAAGUUGUGUGGGGACUGGAAUGUACGUGGUCUCUGGCCUGGUUGCUAAGGAGAUGGCAGGCCCUGGAGUCAUUGUUUCCUUCAUCAUUGCCGCUGUAGCCUCCAUCUUGUCUGGAGUUUGCUAUGCUGAAUUUGGGGUGCGGGUACCAAAAACAACAGGUUCUGCCUACACCUACAGCUAUGUGACGGUGGGAGAGUUUGUGGCUUUUUUCAUUGGAUGGAACCUAAUCCUUGAAUACCUGAUUGGCACAGCAGCCGGUGCCAGUGCGCUCAGCAGCAUGUUUGAUUCCCUGGCCAAUCACACUAUCAGUCACUGGAUGAUUGACAGCGUUGGGACUUUGAAUGGAUUGGGUAAAGGGGAAGAGUCAUACCCUGAUCUGCUAGCAUUGGUUAUUGCAGUGAUUGUAACUAUCAUCGUUGCUUUGGGAGUGAAGAACUCAGUGGGAUUUAACAAUGUGUUAAAUGUGAUCAAUUUGGCUGUGUGGAUCUUCAUCAUGGCUGCUGGAUUCGUCUAUGUGAAUGGAGAAAACUGGGCUGAGGGGCAGUUCCUGCCAUUUGGAUGGUCGGGGGUACUACAAGGAGCAGCCACUUGUUUUUAUGCCUUCAUUGGUUUUGACAUCAUUGCUACCACGGGAGAAGAAGCCAAGAGUCCCAACACAUCUAUCCCAUAUGCCAUCACUGCCUCAUUGGUCAUAUGUCUGGUAGCAUAUGUAUCUGUGAGCAUCAUCUUAACGCUGGUGGUGCCGUACAAUGACAUUGAUACUGAAUCACCCCUGAUGGAGAUGUUUGCAGCUCAUGAAUUCUACACGGCUAAGUUCAUUGUUGCAAUUGGAUCUGUGGCUGGGCUGACCGUGAGUUUGCUGGGUUCCCUCUUCCCAAUGCCUCGAGUCAUUUAUGCUAUGGCUGGUGAUGGGCUUCUCUUCAGAUUCUUGGCCCAUGUAAGUUCUUAUACUGAGACUCCUGUAGUAGCUUGCAUUGUCUCAGGAUUUCUGGCAGCACUCCUCUCCUUACUAGUAAGCCUGAGGGACCUGAUAGAGAUGAUGUCCAUUGGUACUCUGCUUGCCUACACAUUGGUCUCUGUAUGUGUCCUGCUUCUGCGGUACCAACCAGAGAGUGAUAUUGAUGGCUUUGUCAAAUUCCUUUCUGAAGAGCACACAAAAAAGAAAGAAGGGAUUUUAGCUGACUGUGAAAAAGAAGUUUGCUCUCCGGUUAGUGAAGGGGAAGAAUUUGCAGGACCCCCCACCAACACCUGUGGUGCAAAGAAUCUGCCUUCCUUGGGUGACAAUGAGAUGCUAAUUGGAAAAUCAGAUAAGUCCACCUACAACAUCAACCAUCCCAACUAUGGCACAGUUGACAUGACCUCAGGAAUAGAAGCAGAUGAGUCUGAAAACAUCUAUCUCAUCAAGUUGAAGAAAUUAAUAGGACCACGAUAUUACACUAUGAGAAUCCACCUUGGACUGCCAGGGAAAAUGGACAGGCCUACAGCAGCUACAGGCCAGACAGUUACCACCUGUGUACUCUUGCUGUUUGUCCUUAUGUUUGUCUUCUGCUCUUUCAUUAUCUUUGGAGUGGACUAUCUUUAUGACCAAAGUUGGUGGGCGAUUCUUCUGGUGGUCCUGAUGGUCCUGCUGAUCAUUAUGUUGGUCUUUGUUAUCCUUCAACAGCCAGAAAACCCCAAAAAGCUGCCUUACAUGGCCCCUUGUCUGCCUUUCGUCCCUGCAUUUGCUAUGCUCGUGAAUAUCUAUCUCAUGCUGAAACUUUCAAAGAUCACUUGGAUACGGUUUGCCGUCUGGUGUUUUGUGGGGCUGCUGAUUUAUUUUGGCUACGGCAUAUGGAACAGUACACUGGAAGUCACUGCUCGAGAAGAGGCCUUGCACCAAAGCACCUACCAGCGUUACGAUGUUGAUGUUGAUCCAUUCUCAGUUGAAGAAGGCUUUGCCUCUGCUGAGAGUGAAAAGUACCAAGACUGGGAUCCUGCUGAUGACAAAGGUUUCUCUUAUCAGCAGAUGACAGAAGGAAAGGAAAUCAGUCGGACAAGCAGCAAAUCAAAAAACAAAGCCAAACACAAACAGAACUCAGACACGUUGAUUUCUAAUGAUGAGUUAGACUACUCGCCAGAGUAGAUGUGAUAGAAACAUAACAAUUUCAUUUUAUUUUAUUCGGUCACUAAGCUAACACUUGGGCUGAAAUUCAGUGGCUGUAUUCACACAACCUGUUCAACCUGGUUACUGAAUUCACCCAUUUUGGGGAUUAAUGUUUUGAACCAUGAUGGCCUAACUGACUAAGCAUUGUGGAGUCCUUGGGGCUCUCUGAGCUUGGUUGUUUGCUCGCAAAUGUUUUGUUGCCUGACUAGGCAACAUAGGCAACUAGUCAAGCAAUGAAACAUCUUCAAGCAAACAACCAAGCUCAGAGAGCACCAAGGACUCCACAGUUCAACCCUGAGCCACAGAUGUUCUCUUCUAUUGAAUAAGCAUUUCCACAACAUGGUGAGCCGCAUGAGUUACUAGCAAGCUCAACGUAUUGUGCAAAUGCAUUUGUGAGACCCUUAACUGACCUGGUUAAGAGUGUUGUGUGAACCCAAGCAGCAAUUUCUUUUAGUUCUCAUUUCAAACCCCUCUUAUCAAGGUUGGGAUCCUUCUGCCAGUAAUUUCAUCACUCACUCUCUGCUCUUCGGGUUAGUUCUCUCAAGGGUUCAUCCUUAAUCCACCGAAGGUCCCGCUAAAGGAAUCAAACCCUGAUUUCUCUCCACAUACCCUUCCAGCUCUAAUGUUGUUUCACUUAAUGUUGACAGCAGCUGAUUCUUUGGAUAAGCUAGGGUAACUUGCAAAGCCUUUCUAGAAAACCCAUUGCAUGAGAUGCCUCCUGUUGCACUGACUCAAGUUUUCACCAGAAAAUGCAUCCAACAAACUAUCAACCAAUUAAAUCAGGUUCCAUCGGUAGAGAAAAUGUUAAUAUUUUCAUGCUUUCCCCAAGAACAGGAGCAGACAACCUUUUUUGUACUCAAGGACCACAUUUUUUCUCCUCCUCCUCCACUUUGUGGACUUCAGAUGGCAUGACAGUGAUGUUGGGAUGUCAUCCAAGGACAGUGUUUUUCAACCUUGGCCACUUGAAGAUGUGUGGACUUCAAUUCCCAGAAUUCCCCAUGUCUGGCUGGGGAAUUCUGGGAUUUGAAGUCCACACAUCUUCAAGUGGCUGAGGCUGAGAAACAGUAUCCUAGGAAAUGGAGCUGAAAUAUUGCUGAAUAGAGAGCAAGGUUGGAGGCACUGGAAUUUAAGUGUAAUUGAUACGUUAAAAAUAAUGGCAUCUUAAUUACAUCUAUUCAGUUUCUUGUUUUUGUUAAUUUUCAUGAAAAAUUAUGUUCCGGGGGAGUGAAAAAGGGUCUAGGAGACAAAUUUGGCCACAGGAUGUGGGCUCCAGACCCUUGCUGUAGAAAAUGCUCAUUUGUGCCCAUGCUGGUGACUGUCAAGUCAUCUGGCAAAUAAUAGAUCAGUGUUUUGUUGUUUUGUUUUGUUUUGCUUUGUUGAAGAUAAGAUUGGCAAAACAAGGAGGUAUGUUUAGGAUGGAGCCAUAGUAUUCCCUAGGAAUAUGACAGAGGGAAAAUAGAGAUCCAGUGGUUGGGUAGAGCAAGUGCAUCUUUUCACAUACCAAAAAAAAUUUGCACUUUGGCACACUUAACUUUUCCCAUUUGGAUUUUGAUUCCAUACUUGUUUUCUGUUUGUGCCAUCUGAGCUAAUCCCCAUUGACUUUGAUUUGUUUCCUGAUGAAUCAGGGGUGUCCACAGAGUGUGGUCAAAAAAGUCAAGAUGGAAGCUGUGUUGGUGCAAUCGAAGCUCUGCCUGAUUUUUACACGCACUGCAUUGCACAUGAAAACAGGCAGAGCUUUCAGUUGUACCAUCACAGCUGCCAUCUUAACUUUUUUUUAACCAUUCCUUGAAGAUACCUUAGUGAUGAAUUAAAAUAUGGCAUCGUGUGAUAGACCUAGAUUUGCAUCUUGGUAAGAUUUGAGGUUAGUUGGUUUGAAAAGCUUAGUCAGCUUUUUUUUUUAGUCACUAAGGAUGGAAGGAAAUUUGGUUAUCCAUAUUCUCUGAUAUAUAUUAUAUAGAUCAGAACAAUACAGACCUGAUCUGUACAGUGACAGUAAAAUUUCAAUGGCAUGAUACUAAAAGCUGAAAUUCAGCAGAAUCAUA
This is a messenger RNA of Candoia aspera, 4555 nucleotides long. RefSeq names its product solute carrier family 7 member 14 (gene SLC7A14). The record is from RefSeq and is a predicted model, not a curated record. The transcript is spliced from 7 exons. Gene Ontology annotation, molecular function: amino acid transmembrane transporter activity. Gene Ontology annotation, biological process: amino acid transport; transmembrane transport. NCBI's taxonomy places the organism in Eukaryota, Metazoa, Chordata, Lepidosauria, Squamata, Candoiidae. Gene Ontology annotation, cellular component: plasma membrane. Bases 183 to 2492 code for a protein of 769 amino acids.